GCGUGUCUGCAUCUCCGGGCUCAGCAGCAGAGCCCUCGCUCGGCGGGGAAGGGGCUUUGGCGGGGCGCUCGGAGGGAAUCGGAGAUGAGCGACUGCCCUAUAACGCCUUCGAUGUGUGUGCGUUGCCUUGGCUACGGCAUGAUGAGGCAACUGGCUGAUUUUAUUGAUCCGCAGGAUGGAUGGAAACAACUAGCAGCAGAUAUAAAAGAUCCCUCUGGUGCAAACAUGUACAGCCAAUUGCACAUAAGGCGUUUUGAAGCAUUAAAACAAGUAGGAAAGAGCCCCACUUGUGAAUUGCUUUUUGACUGGGGGACACAAAAUUGCACUGUUAGUGAUCUAGUAGACUUGCUGAUCAGGAAUCACUUCUUCGCACCAGCCAAACUUUUGCUUCCAGAUUCCAUAAGGACAACAGACACUACAGUGCCCUUAUCUUUGCAAGAAACUACGUGUCUGAAUGAAAAAGAGAAUCAAGUGACACCUGUAUCACCUCUCUUGGUUCCAGAUAAAGGGUGCCUAACUUCAGUUUCUUGCAGCCCAAGUACAAAAGAGAGUUGCUUGCAUUUUAAUGAUACAGUAUUGCAGAGCUUUUCGUUUGAUAAACUGAAAAGUCUUACAAAUAACUUUGAUGAUCGAACUGUGUCGGCUGGUGGCAACAAGAUUGGCGAAGGAGGUUUUGGAAUGGUGUACAAAGGAUGCAUUAAUGGCAGAACAGUGGCAGUGAAAAAGCUUACUUCUGUGACCGAUGUAAGUAUCGAAGACCUGAAAAAGCAGUUCGAACAAGAAAUAAGUAUUAUGGCAGAAUGUCAGCACGAGAACCUAGUAGAAUUGCUUGGAUUCUCAAAUGACUCCGAUCAGCCUUGCCUAGUUUAUGAUUAUAUGCCUAAUGGCUCAUUGCUUGACAGACUAGCUUGCCUGGAUAACACAGCACCAGUUCCUUGGGAAACAAGAUGUAAGAUUGCUUACGGGGCUUCCAAUGGAAUCUGUUUUUUACAUGAAAAUAAUCACAUUCACCGGGAUGUUAAAAGUGCAAAUAUUUUACUCACUGAGAACUUUGUGGCGAAACUGUCUGACUUCGGACUUGCAAGGGCUUCAGUACGGUUGACGCACACUAUCCUAACAGACAGAAUAGUGGGGACAGCAGCCUACAUGGCCCCAGAAGCUUUGCGUGGGGAGAUAACCCCAAAAUCUGAUAUCUUCAGCUUUGGUGUGGUGUUACUUGAAAUAAUAACUGGACUUACUCCUGUGGACGAAAACCGGGACCCCCAAUUAUUGCUGUCUAUCAAAGAGGAAAUUGAAGAUGAAGAAAAGACGAUUCAAGAUUAUGUUGAUGAAAAGAUGAGCAGCUGGAAUAUUGCAUCAAUUGAACAGAUGUAUUCAGUUGCAUGCCAGUGUCUGCACGAAAAAAAGAACAGGAGGCCAGAUAUUAAGACGGUCAGACAACACUUGCAAGACAUGCUGGCUGAGUAAGGUCUCUCCUGUGCUGUGACUUAAAAGCAAGUCCAUUGACGUAUUGAGGCCUUGUGACCACCCUGUUCCCUAAGGUGUAAAAAAAACUAGACGCAACACAGGAUAUUGGUUUGGGAUCAGAUAAGGCCACAACUUUA
This is a messenger RNA of Lacerta agilis (Sand lizard), 1604 nucleotides long. It is a transcript of the gene IRAK4, whose product is annotated as interleukin 1 receptor associated kinase 4. Lineage: Eukaryota; Metazoa; Chordata; Lepidosauria; Squamata; Lacertidae. The record is from RefSeq and is a predicted model, not a curated record. Gene Ontology annotation, molecular function: ATP binding; protein serine/threonine kinase activity; magnesium ion binding. The transcript is spliced from 12 exons. The coding region runs from base 85 to 1467 and encodes 460 amino acids. Gene Ontology annotation, biological process: signal transduction; protein phosphorylation. Gene Ontology annotation, cellular component: plasma membrane.